AUGCAUCAACCGCCACCCAAAACAACCACUCCUCACAACGCGCCGCCGCAAAUCAGCGUGAACGGAAAUCAACUGCAAGUGGUGGAGAACUUCCCGUACCUGGGCAGCACCCUCUCCCUUAACGCCAAAAUCGAUGACGAAGUCGCCAACAGGAUCUCGAAAGCCAGUCAAGCCUUCGGCUGCCUCCAAAGCAAAGUCUGGAACCGUCACGGUUUUCAAAUGAGCACGAAGCUGAAGAUGUACAAGGCCGUCACCCUGCCGACACAACUGUAUGGAGCGGAGACUUGGACGGUGUACACGAGGCAGGCACGCCGUCUGAACCACUUCCUCCCCAGUUGUCUCCGUUGCAUCCUGAGGCUGAACUGGCAGGAUCACAUCCCCGACACUGAUAUGCUGGAACAGACGGGAAUCCUCAGCAUCUACACCAUGCUGAGACAAAUGCAGCUGCGCUGGAGCGGCCACCUGGUGCGCAUGGACGACGAGCGGCUACCAAACGACUCUUCUACUGAGACGUCGCGACGAGUUCUCGCCGCCAAGGAGGCCAAAUUCGUCGAUAAAAGUAUACUCUUAAGUCCUCCCUGA
Spirometra erinaceieuropaei is the source of this 582-nucleotide messenger RNA. Lineage: Eukaryota; Metazoa; Platyhelminthes; Cestoda; Diphyllobothriidea; Diphyllobothriidae. The record is from the annotation of a GenBank genome assembly.